AUGAAAAUUUAUAACUGGGCUAGUUGUGGAUUUAUAUUUUUGCAAUUUUUUCUGAGCGCAAAUGGAAAGGAAUGGUGCAAAGCGAAAUUUGAAUAUGGAAUGUCUGAUUAUGCAGAGUGUCAAAAAGAAGGAGAUAAUUUAACUAAAUAUAUGAUUGAAAUAGUUCCUGCUAAAGCAAAUAAUAUCGAUUUAUAUAGUGAUGUUUCAAUAGUCUUAUCAAACUCUCAAGGUAUUAAUACUAAAGAAAUAAUGAUUGGGAGUGAAAAAGAAGGGCUAUUUAGAAAAAUACAUUCAGUUCGAAAAGAUAUAGAUAAUCCAGAAUAUAUUCAUGUAAAAUUAAAUUCAAAAAUAAAUAAUAAUAGAAAUUGGAAAUGUAAAAAAAUAAAAGUUUGGAAAGAAUAUAAGUAUUGGACUUUUGAUUGUAUAGGUAUAUUAAAUGAAGAAAAACAAGAAGCAACAUAUUUCUUGUCUGGUAAUAAAUUAUAUACUGCUUAUGUUCAAACAGGAAAAGAUAUAGAAGCAGGUACUACUGGAAUUAUAGAUAUAAUAUUAUUGGGUAAUAACAACAAAAGAAGUAAUACAAAAAUGCUACAUGAAGGAUUUACAUCUGCUGGAUUAAAAAAAAUAAAAUUUCAAGCAUCCGAUGUAGGAAAUCUAGAAAAUAUCAUAUUAAUAAACAAUUCUUAUAAUGAUCCAUGGUAUUGUGAUUUUGUUAAAAUAAAAAGUGAUGACAACAAAGUUUAUAUUUUCAAUGUAAAAAGUUGGAUUGGUUAUCCAUAUAAUAAUAAAAUAAAAAUAAAUAUAAAUACAAAUAAUAUUGAUGGAAAUGCAAAAGACAUAGAUUGUCAUAUACGUGCUAAUGAUUUAAUAGAUACAACUAAAUCAUUAAAUAAUAAUUUUGUUUUACAAAAUAAGGUACAUAUAUUUAAAGUUCGAUGCCCACAAAAUUGUCAUAGUUCAGAUUUUUCUAUCAUAGAAGGUACUUCUAUACAUCCUGCAUCUACCUCUAUAUGUGCUGCAGCUAUUUAUGAUGGCUCAUUAACAGAAAGUGGAGGAGAAAUUAUUGUUACAAUAACAAAAGGAUUAAAUUAUUAUUAUGCAAUGGAUAAUACAUAUAAUAAUUUAAAGGCAAUUGAUUUUUCUACCAAAGGUGAUGAGAGUGAUGAAAAUAAUUUUUCUUUUUAUACAUAUCAUUUAACAUCUAUUGAUGAUAUAAAAAGUAAUGUUAGAAUCGUUGAUUCUUUUGGAAAAUUAUCUUCUUUAGGAAGAUUAGAAAUUCGUGUAAAUAAUAAAUGGGGAGCUGUUUGUAAAAAAGGUCCAAAUUUUGAAUUUUCCGACGAUGCAGCAAAAAGAGCUUGUAAAGAUUUAGGAUUUCUCAAUGGUAUAUAUAUUAAAGAAAAUUGUUCAAAUAUAAAUGAACAAAAUUAUUGUGCUGGAUAUAAAUAUCCUUUUAAUGCUUCUGGUAUUUUAUGUUCUGGAAACGAACAAAAUUUAUUAUCCUGUAAUACUGACGAUCCUUCAUAUUGUAUAGAUCAUCAUGAUGAUGUUAUAAUACAGUGUGUUAAUCAGUUAGGUAAUGAUUUGAUAGAAAACGGAACUAUUCGACUUUUAGACAGCACUGGUGCACCUACAUCUAAUGGGAUAGGAAGAUUACAAAUAUAUUACAAUGGGGUAUUCGGUUCUGUUUGUUCAGAAGGAUGGACAAAAGAAACAGAAAAAAUUGCAUGCUUAGAAUUAGGUUAUCACAAUGUAAAAGCAAAUGGAUUCUCUAAACAACUAUGUAAUGAUAUAGCCGGUGAAAAUUUAUGUGGUCAUGAUACAGAAAGAAUUAAUGCAACUAAUUUUAGAUGUAAAGGAGAUGAAGCUAAUUUAAAAAAUUGUCCUCAUGAAACAUCUGAAGAUAUUUAUUGUUCACAUGAAGAAGAUAUAAUUAUUGGUUGUGCAAAUGCAGAAGAGGAAGGAGAUGCUUCUACCAGUUCAACUAGAAUUUCUAAAUAUGGAUUAAACAAACAUAUAAUGUCAAUGGAAAAAAAACAAUUCCAUCCAAAAAUCGAAUUAAGUUGCUUUGACAAAAUAACCUCUAAAGCUGAAUUAAGCAAAGGAAAUAUUGGAGAUAUAUUUUUAGUUAGUUGUCCAGAAAAAUGUGAUGAAGAUAUUGGUGUAAUAAAAGGAACUUUUGUAUAUACAUUCGAUUCUUAUAUAUGUAAAUCAGCUAUACAUGCAGGUGUUCUAUCAAGUAAUGUUGCUGAUGAUGUAGUUCUUAUCAUUACUCAUAGUAGAAAUAAAUUUAUAGGAACCAAAAGAAACAAUAUAGAAUCAAAAGAAUUUAAUGGUGAAUCUAAAAGUUUUAGCUUAAGCAUACCAACAAAUUAUAUCAUAAUGGAAGAAAGACAAAAUAAUUCAAAAUAUGAAGAUGAAAUUUUAAAAGAUGAUAAUGAUUUUUAUUAUGAAAAUAUAUUUAAUAAACAAAAUAAUAAUGAAAAAAUAAAAAAUAAAACAUUUUUUGAACAUAAUAUGCAUCUAGAACCCACUUUUCAAUGGAUAGCCCCAUCCUCUUUUACUGGAUUCAAUGGCAAUGAAACUGAAUAUAUAAAUGCUAAUAAUCUUCCUAAUGAAAAAUAUAUUAGAACUCUUUCUAAUUUUACUUUUAUUACACAUUUUAUUCCAAGUAGUAAAGGAGCAAAUAAAUGGAGGACAAUAUUAUCUCAUAGUUUAUGUGAAGGUAUAUCUAUAUCUAUUGAUGAAGAAAAUGAAUUAGUAAUAGAACAAAAUUGUAAUCCACAUUUAAUAAAAACUAAAUUUAUUCCCAAGUAUGAACAUCCUUAUCAUCUUGUUCUAAUUUAUAACAAACCAAAUAAAUCAAUUUCUUUAUAUAUUAAUCAAAAAAAAAUUAAUCUUGAAAAUAUAAAAAUCAAUUUCACUCUAAAUGGAGAUUUAACCAUUGGUAGAUCAAACAAACAAGCAACUGACUACUUUAUAGGAGAUAUUAAUUUUGUUAAAAUUUAUAAAUAUAUAUUAACAGAACAAGAAAUUAAAGAAUCAUAUGAUUCAGUUCUUUCAAAUAAUUAUUUAAAUGAUGGAAUGUCUGGAAAUAGAGAUAUAAAUAAUAGAAAAAUACAAAAUAAAAAAACAAAAAAUCAACGGAAAACUAUAGAUGGACGUGAUUGUAUUACUCCAUGUAAAUCCAAAACUAAUGUAAAUAAAAAUAUACAAAUUAAUACAGAAGAAAUUUACCUGAAUUGUUCAGAUAAUUUACUUAACGAACGAUUUAGUGGAAAAAUUGGAACUCAGUUUUUAGCUAGCUGUUCAGAAGAUUGUACUAACUCAAAAUAUAUAAUAAAAGGGUCUAACAAUUACUACACACCAGAUACAUCAAUAUGUAAAGCAGUUAUGCAUUCAGGAAUAAUACGUAAAAGUAAUGAACAUAAUAAGGAUGACAACAAAACUAAUAGUAAUUCAUUUAUUAUAAAAAUUGUUGAAGGUUUAACAGAAUAUAAAUCAUCUAGAGGUCAUUUUGGAAUCAUCUCAAAAUCAGAAAAACAAUCACAAUUACGAUCUUUUUCUCUUUUUUCAAAAUAA
Molecule: messenger RNA, 3579 nt
Organism: Plasmodium vinckei vinckei
Lineage: Eukaryota; Apicomplexa; Aconoidasida; Haemosporida; Plasmodiidae
Product: LCCL domain-containing protein
Exons: 1
Coding region: 1-3579 (1192 amino acids)
Cellular component (GO): membrane
Molecular function (GO): protein binding
Source: RefSeq, a predicted model, not a curated record